Messenger RNA from Trypanosoma cruzi, 598 nucleotides. RefSeq lists its product as uncharacterized. The annotation marks the transcript as partial. The record is from RefSeq and is a predicted model, not a curated record. Lineage: Eukaryota; Euglenozoa; Kinetoplastea; Trypanosomatida; Trypanosomatidae. The transcript has a single exon.
AUUCAGUCACCGGCCCAGUGCGCUUUGCUGGACACAACGAUUAAUCGCCUUCUUAAUUUUGGCACGCACGCUUCUACCGCUGCAAAGCAGACCAUGCCACGCCGCCAUCAGCUGCGGCUGGUCGCACGGGCUGGUGCGUCCCAUCACACCAUGCAAUCCUUUUCGAUUGGAUACGUUCAUAUUGUGUCACUGCAUUGUGGCGAGGCAAUUGUCCCAUGCCUUGCCCCCACCUACCUCCAUAAUAUGGAAGUACGGUAUCGCGACGGUAGCAAAACAUCCCUUGGCCUUAGCGCACCAAAGGAAGAUACAUCUUUCUACUUGCAAGCCAAUCCAGCACCGCUGCGGAAGAUACUCUGGAUUCUUGCACUCACACAAUACGAACGCUAUAUACGCCUCCAUGAUUACGAGGAUUUGCGUUCCCUUAUCUACUCGGAACCUAUGCCGCCGUCCAUGCAUAAUAAAUUGGCGACAUCAAUCCUGCUUCCGAGAGAUGCUGUUAUUAAUGGAUUGCGCCGCGUAUUUAAUAUUAUUGGGAUAUUCCACAGCCACAAUCGUGCUCCUCCUAUUCAACAUCUUAUUUUCCCCUGGGACACUGUGA